AUCAAAAUGUUAAGAUAUAUUUAUUUGCUGUGUUGCAUUUAUUUCGAGAUAGUUUAUUGCUAUAACUCCAUCCACGGUACAGAGCACAGGAGAUUGAGGAGAAGACACGAGUAUGUGGGCUACAGGGGUCUCAAGACCACGUCAAACAGCCCUUACGAGAAUUUAGAUAUGAUAAACUUUAUGAAACCUGAAGCUGCACUCUAUGAUUCUUAUAACUACGAGAAACCACAACAAGUAAGCAUCGAGGAGCUCCCGCUGCCGCGCCUGCGCCGCUCGCGCCACGAGCCCGCCGACGAGCAGAGCGCGCAGGCGCACCGCUGGCAGCACGGCCCGCAGCUCGCACACCAUCCCAAGAGAAACUCCUUCGCCGUGUUCCCUUUUUUUUCCCAUAAGAACAAGACUAAACCCAAAAUUAAGCACGACAAGCGAAAAUCCUUCAGAUUCUUAAAAACCAAAAAUCACCCAUACAACUCCCUCUUCAUGGCUGACAAACAGGAACCGAACAAAAACCAUAUACCAGAGAAGAUUGAAGUAGCAACCAUAAAAGAUAUCGCACAGAAUUGCAAACAGAAAAAAUCAGCGAAAAUCAUACACAACAGCAGACUAUACUUCGCUAAUCCUAAUGGAAUGAAUGAUGAAGGUAAUUUAUAGGAACUGAGAAGCAAGUAAGUAACGAGAAAGUUAAUUACGAAAGAGAUUUAAAAGAGCUCAAAGAGGAUAGGAUA
Messenger RNA from Cydia fagiglandana, 725 nucleotides. RefSeq lists its product as uncharacterized. NCBI's taxonomy places the organism in Eukaryota, Metazoa, Arthropoda, Insecta, Lepidoptera, Tortricidae. The record is from RefSeq and is a predicted model, not a curated record. The transcript is spliced from 3 exons. The coding region runs from base 7 to 651 and encodes 214 amino acids.